GCGUCCCGCCUACAAGGCGUGGAGUCGUGCCUCCUUUUCCACAAGUCGCUCGCUUCAGAGCGAGGAGGAGGGAGAUCAUGAGACGGCUGUGGAUGGCUCGGAUACGGGCAGAGAUUUUCUUUUCUUUUUUCCUGUAGAGUGUGAACGAUAAACCCACCAUGCCUCCCCCAGCUGACAUUGUGAAGGUUGCCAUUGAAUGGCCCGGUGCCAACGCUCAGCUCAUAGAGAUGGACCAGAAGAGACCUUUGUCCUCUAUAAUUCGGGAAGUAUGUGAUGGCUGGUCUUUGUCAGGCUCAGAGCAGUUCGCGCUGCGUUACGCUGACGGCCCUCAGCUCUAUAUCACUGAACAGAGCCGAGGUGACAUUAAAAAUGGGACCAUCCUUCGAUUAGCWAUUUCCCCCGCUCGUGCUGCUCGUCAGCUCCUGGAGAGGAUCCAGUCUCAUGGUAUCGAUGCUCGCCUCGAGGCUCUGAAAGAGCUUGCUAAGCUGUCUGCAGACCCAACGUUUGCUGCAGAGUUCAUCAACAUGGAGGGCAUCGCGACKCUGGCUCGCCUUGUAGAGAGUGGUACCCACUUCGGGGAGAUGCUGGCCUUCACUCUCACUGCUUUCCUGGAACUGAUGGAUCAUGGCAUUGUGUCCUGGGAUCUUAUCUCCCUCUCCUUCAUCAAACAGAUUGCAGGCUAUGUGAACCAGCCGAUGGUGGACGUGUCCAUCCUGCAGCGCUCCCUGGCCAUCCUGGAGAGCAUGGUCCUGAACAGCCACAGCCUCUAUCAUCGGGUCGCCCAGGAAAUCACCGUGGGACAGCUCAUCGGGCACCUGCAAGUGUCAAAUCAGGAAAUCCAGACAUAUGCUAUCGCUCUCAUCAAUGCUCUCUUCCUGAAGGCACCAGAGGACAGACGGCAGGAGGAGUAUACUAACCCACUGGAGCAGCACCUCACUGAAAUGGCGAGCACCUUGGCUCAGAAACACCUGCGGUCCAUCAUCCUUAAUCACGUCAUCAGAGGAAACCGACCAAUCAAAGCAGAAAUGGCACAUCAGCUGUACGUGCUGCAGGUGCUGACCUUUAAUCUUUUGGAGGAAAGAAUGAUGACCAAAAUGGACCCUAACGACCAGGCUCAGAGGGACAUCAUUUUUGAGCUGCGUCGGAUUGCCUUUGAUGGAGAAAGUGAUCCCACUGGUACAGAGAAGAGGAAAGCCAUGUACACCAAGGAUUACAAGAUGCUGGGGUUCACUAACCAUGUGAACCCCGCUAUGGAUUUUACCCAGACUCCUCCUGGGAUGCUGGCUCUGGAUAACAUGCUGUAUCUGGCCAGAGUUCAUCAGGACACCUACAUCAGAAUCGUCCUGGAAAACAGCAGCCGGGAGGAUAAACACGAGUGUCCCUUUGGCCGCUGUGCCAUCCAGCUGACCCGAAUGCUGUGUGAGAUACUCCAGGUUGGAGAACUCCCGAAUGAAGGCUGCAACGAUUAUCACCCCAUGUUCUUCACCCAUGACCGAGCCUGGGAGGAGUUCUUCUGCGUUUGCAUUCAGCUGCUCAAUAAAACCUGGAAGGAGAUGAGAGCUACAGCUGAGGACUUCAACAAGGUGAUGCAGGUAGUCCGUGAGCAGAUCACCAGGGCUCUGGCCAUGAAGCCGUCGUCUAUAGACCAGCUGAAGAAUAAACUGCGAGGCCUCAGUUAUUCAGAGAUUCUGCGUCUGCGGCAGUCGGAACGAUUGAGCCAGGACGACUUCCAGUCUCCGCCCAUCAUUGAGCUGCGGGAGAGAAUUCAGCCUGAAAUCUUAGAGCUYAUAAAGCAACAACGACUCAACCGUCUGUGUGAAGGAAGCUGCUUUCGUAAACUGGGGAACCGUCGGAGRCAAGAAAAGUUUUGGUUCUGCAGACUCUCUCUUAAUCACAAAGUGCUGCACUAUGGAGACCUAGAUGAGUCACCUCAGGGUGAAGUGCCUUUUGAGCUACUAAGCGAUAAGAUCCCUGUCUCAGAUAUAAAGUCUGUGUUGACAGGAAAGGACUGUCCUCAUAUGAAAGAGAAAAGUGCUCUCAAACAAAACAAGGAGGUGCUGGAGCUGGCCUUCUCUGUCCUCUAUGAUCCAGAUGAAACGCUCAAUUUUGUUGCACCCAGCAAGUACGAGUAUUGCAUCUGGACCGACGGGCUGUGUGCGCUUCUGGGCCGGGAGAUGGGCAGUGACCUGACACGCAGCGACCUAGAUACUCUUAUAAGCAUGGAGAUGAAGCUCCGCCUCCUCGACCUGGAGAACAUCACCAUCCCAGAAGCUCCGCCCCCCGUGCCAAAGGAGCCUAGCUCUUAUAACUUCACCUACAACUACAGCUGAGAUGUGUGUGUGUUUCUGUGUGCGCCUGAUGCAUGCAUGUGUAGAUACAGGAUGAUUUUACUCAUCUUUUGGUGAGAAAAGUUUAGUUGUUGGGUUUUUUUCUCUCUUCUUCCUACAGUGUGAUUGUCAGACGUCACAAUAGCUUUGCAGAAAAAUCUGACGUCACCACACUGCUAGAUUUAGUUCAGUCAAAAGCAGAAAUAAAACAUGAAGUAAAAAAAAUCAAAACCAUUUAAUAUCGUAGAUUAAGGGAUCUUGGAUCAGUCAAAAACGUGUGUGGUGUCCAUAGCGGCAGAGGAGGAAGUAGCACCAUAGCAGUCUAAUUCUUGUAUUUGCUCAAAACCUGCCUACUACUCUAAAUGUACAGAUGUACAGAAUGAUGUAAUCAGUUUAACAUAUUUUAUACAUUAUUAUUACCAUUUCAUCAAGAAUUCAAUGACGAUUGAGAAUCCUUGAGUAGAGAGUGUGGACAGUAGACAGUAAAUAUGACAGUAAAUGGGUCUAAAAUCAACCCAAAUCUUGGUGCUGAAACUGUUCUGAAUCUUUAAAUUCAGAUCACGGUGCAUGGUCUGUUGUGAUAAACUUCCUUAUUCUCAGCCCACAUUCCUCUCAGAUCCCGUCUACGUUUGUUAAACAGUACCGGAUGGGUGCGAGCAGAUGGCAAAACACAACCAAGUUUGCAGCUUGAGCUUCAACUGGCCCGGUUCGUUUGGUUUCACUGCCAAAAAACUGUAUCGCUCGCUCGCAUCACCAGACAAAUACGCCUUUUCUUCAGCUGUUCGGAACUCGGCAUGUAAAAAAAUAAAUUCUAGCAGGAAAAAGAGACGUGACGUGUGAUAAUGUUGCCUACAUUAGGUGUCAGUUUUUGUGUUCGUGCGUAUGUCUGGAUGUGAGAUUUCUAUAUGUUUGUGUGUGUUUAUGUUCAAUAAUCAACUUGUUAUGAGCUUUUAGCUCAUUCGUGCCAGGGUCAGACGUCUAACGCGUAACAUGUUAAACAUGAAUGAUAUAGUCACUGUGUUGCCUUAUCACUCUGACACUUAUAAUUUGGGACCUUUAAGGGUUUAUGAAACGUGACAGCGCUGUAUGAUGUAGUUGUAGCAGUGAAUGUUUCUGUUUAUGAGACAUUUAGGGAUGAUUYGUAAACUGGAAUCUAACUGUGGAAGAGACACUAUAACUUUAUUGUUAUUGGUAAAUAAAUCCUCAGUCUUGCAUUAUUCAGCAGGGUGUUAUAAAUAUUAUUUAUUGCUUUAUUUCCUAUUUAUUGUGCAUAUGUGCAAGAGAAAUACAUUGAUUUUUAGGAUUUUUCCACAAACAUUUGUUGCCUCACAUGCUUGUUGGUCAUCAGAGACCUUAUUAAACACCCAAUAAAGUGCUUAAAUCUGCUACAACUACAUUAUACUGUCAUCUAAAGCAUUUAUUGUUUAUAUGUUCUUUUUUAAUUCUCUCAUAAACAUUGUCAUAUGUUAGGUUUGUUUAUACAAACUUACCUGAUAGGAUAGAAACAUGAAAAAGCUAUUUUCUUGUAAUUAAUUAGCAGAUGGUUCAUUUAACGUUCCUGCUGCCCUUGGGUCAAAAUGAUCAUGUGGAUCAUUUUGACYCAACGACAGCAGGAAAACUACCGUGUUGCUCUGACAUAAACUCAAACCUAAUCAGUGAAAUCACAGACCAAAGACAGUGAAGUCUACCCGUAUUCGUGUGUAAUAUCUGUGUACACAAAAACACACAUUGUGUACAAAAGCAAAGUACUGCUGCAUGCCAUCUUUUUCUUUAUUCUAACAUUUGUCUCAUCAUGUCACUUGUAAUCUAAUACUGAUCCCUGCUUCUGUUUGUUAAAACACUACAGAUUUAUAUUUUUGUAAAUGAUUGUUGGUUUGUCAGUCGUGAAGAGAGUCUGUUUUGAACUGAGUCAGCAUGCUCAUUUCACACUGAAAUGAUUUUGUUUUAUUAUUUUGGAAAGAAACCAGCUCUAGCGCCUAACUAUGAUGUCAGCUUGCAACGGAUACUGAAAAUUGCUACUACUGUCAUAUUUGUUCGUGGGAAGAAAUAUGUACAAAUAUAACCUGUUUUAGGUGUUAAAAGUUUGUUUUUUUUAACUGAUCUUGAAGCUUUAACUAGUUAAAAUGUGAUGUUUCUGUUUUGAGUGGCCCUGAGAGUUCAUUUCAAUGCAAUUGGAGAUAAAAAAAGAUAUAUUUGCCACACGUUAAGUAAGACAACCUAGUGCAAAAUGCUGCAAGCUUGUGUGUUUUGUAAUUAUUGAAACUUUUUUUUAAUUUAUAUUGUUUUCAUUUUAUCUGCAGGAUGCUCUGAGCUCUCAGGGUCACCAGAUUUAUUCCAGUAAAGGACUGAAGCAAUUAGCUGUGUUCAGACAUGAUGUGUGGUUAAAUAACCACAAGGUGAUCCAGUCAGUCAGGUCUGGUUGGAUGACUAACGGUGUGAUUUACUGUUUCCUCACCUGGUUCUUUUUGACAUCAUAACAAUUUAUUUACACUUAGUAGUGCUACUAAAGAAUGACAUAAAUUAUGUAAAUAUUUGAAUAAGGUAUAAAUCUAGUUUAUUGUAUGUAUAUACUGUAUUGUCUUGCCUUAAUGGAGAAAUGUAUUACAGUUUGUGUGAAUAAAUACAAAGUCCUAACAAAU
Molecule: messenger RNA, 4966 nt
Organism: Austrofundulus limnaeus
Lineage: Eukaryota; Metazoa; Chordata; Actinopteri; Cyprinodontiformes; Rivulidae
Gene: elmo2
Product: engulfment and cell motility 2
Exons: 22
Coding region: 159-2330 (723 amino acids)
Biological process (GO): actin filament organization; cell motility
Source: RefSeq, a predicted model, not a curated record